UUAAGAGUGGGCCAAGGUGUCAUGAAUAUGAGAACAGAAAGAAAACUUCUCCUCCGACUCUCCAAGCUCUCUCUCCGUAAUGGUUCAUUCAUUCAUGAGAGGGCUCGUCUGUUUUCUUCCUCAGCCACCAACCCGUAUCUGUCACUUGCCUGCAACGCGGAAGCCUUGCCAGGCGGCGGAAUCAUCGGAAAUGUCCUCUUGUUCGACGCCGCUAAGCAAGAUAUGCUCACGGUACGGGACAAAACAAUGCCCCAAGAGCUCCCUGAGUGGAAAGGACUUGGAGCUUCCCAUGGAUGGGCAUUUUUCUUUAAUCUAAGCGAUCUUUCCCUGAGUAUCAGCGACCUUUUCAACCCUUUGGCUUCCAAACAAAACCCGACAACGAUUCCUCUGCCUCCGCUUACUCAUCUGCCCUGUUGCCAAUCCCAAGUUGUGUGGAAUGUGGCAAUGUCCUCUUCUCCUCCUCCUGAUGAAGAUGAAGAUUGGGUGGUUGCUAUCAAGUUAUUGGGUAGGCAGCUUAGUCUCUGCAGGCCCCGUCGUGACCUCCGGUGGACUAAUAUCCUAACCCCUUUGGGAUAUUUAGAAAACUCAAAUCUGAUGUUCUCCAAGAGAGACCAAAAGUUCUACUUGCCUGCUCCUGGGGGCCACCGUUUGUUAUCAUAUGAUCUCAACUUCGCAAAAGACAAGGACCCCGAGUUCCAUGAGUUGCAGUUUCGCAACAUUCCCGAGUUGACUCAAUCCGAGUGGGAGCUGUUGGGUUCGUGUUGCCGGACGGAGUAUCUGGUGGAGUCAGCCUCAACUGGAGAACACUUCCUCGUGAAAUGGUACGGGCAAGGGUUUUUCAAGCACGGGCAGGGCUACAAAACGAAGCGGUUCAUGGUGUUUAGAGAGGAGGAGACGUUGGAAGGAAGAUGCAUGUGUUACACAGAGGAGAUUGGAGAUGUGUGCAUAUUCCUUUCAAAGAGCGAGGCUUUCUGCGUCAAGGCCAGCUCGUUCCCGGGUCUCAAGCCUAACUCUAUCUAUUAUCUAGGCCACGGCUUUGGUAUUUAUGAUGUUGCCACAGGAACCACCAGUCCUUUUCGACCUCCUCAAGGUGCACCAGCCGCUCUCAUCUCCCCUUAUUAGCUUCCCCCAUUUUCUAUCUAGUUGGCUCGUUUCAUUUGUAACAUAUAUUGCUUUAAUCUGGAAACUCUUAUUCUAAUAUUCACUAUUGUUUUUAGACAAAGUUGUGAAACCAUGCGUAUAAUGAAACUGAGAAAUUCUUUUUAUAACGCCCAUCACCGAUGGAUCUUGCUGAUUUAGUUUCUAAAUUCCAGAAACAUACUUGUAUUUAAAAUCAGGAAAUGAAGAAAAAAAGAUUAAAGAAUCAUUUUGGUUUUUCGUAUCGUAGGAGAUUGGUAUUGUGAAAACAUGAUAGAAAGUAGAAACAGGCAGGCUUUUUAAAAAAACCAGACCAUAACACGAGUGAACUAGAUUGAAUAUGGGGGAAGCCAGUAAGGGAGGAAGGGAAUCUCUGGUGGUGCGCCUUUCGGGUGCUGAAAAUGGCGUAUGUUUUUGGCGGUGAGGUCGUAAACAGCAAAGACGCGGCCCAUGUAAUAAAUGGAGUUGUGCUUGAGACCAGGGCAAGAGCUAGCCUGGAGGCAGAAAGCCUCACUCUUUGAAAGGAAGAUGCACAUAUCUCCAAUGUCCUCUGUGUAACACAUGUUUCUUCUUCCCUCCUUUGUGUCUUCUUCUCUAAACACCAUGGGUAUCGGCAACGGGGACCUGUCAGGGGAGACAGGGGAGUACCUGCACACGACCAAAAUGGGUGUUUUCAUGUAAUGUCUUCUAGCUGGUUACAAUGGUAAGGAGAAGCUAGCAGGAAUCGAUACCAUUUGACGAGGAAAGAUUCCCCAGAGGGUGACUCGACCCAGUGAUCCUCCCUGAGACACGAGUCCAAGAGCUCCCACGUGGACUGAGGCAGCUGGGGAAGGUUGUGAAACAGCAGCUCGUGGAACUUGGGAUAGUCGUCCUUGUGGAACUGGAGAUCCCACGAGCACAAGUAGUUCCCUCCAGGAGCAGGCAAGUUAAAGGUCUGGUCUCUCUUGGAGAACAUCAGGUUUGAGUUUUGGAAGCUUUCGAAAGGGGUUGAGAUGUCAGAACACCGGAGGUCACGGCGGGGCCUGCAGAGACUCAGCUGGUUACCCAAGAACUUGAUCGCCACCACCCAAUCUUCAUCUUGAUCAAGAGGAGGAGGAGAGGACAUUGCCACGUUCCACACAACUUGGGUUUGGCAGGAGUAGAGAGCGGUAACCGGAGGCAGAGGAAUCGUUGUCGGGGAACCCAAUACCGGGUUGAAAAGGUCGGUGAUGCGUAGGGAACGAUCGUGCCGGUCACAGUAAAACCACCAUCCAUGGGAAGCUCCGACCACAUUGGCGUUAACCAACUCUUCCUUGGCCGCAUCGAACAAGAGAACGUCUCCCACGUUUCCGCCGCACGGCGAGGCUUUCUCAAUGCAGCAAAGCGUCAAAUACGGGCCGGUCGAAAACAAGCGGAUGGUCUUGUGCAUCUGUCAAAGUAGCAAAAUUAUAAACCCUCGGGAUCUAUAAUAAUACAUUGAAAUAAACAAAAUUAAAAUCUUAAUUCGUCGGAGAAUAAGCUUACGAGUGAACUGUUCCUGUGAGAGAGGUUUGAGAGCCGGGAGAGAAGAAGAUGAGACAUUGACGAUAGAUUAUUGCACCAAGAAACCCUAAUUUCUGUUGAUGAACCUGGAUUUUCUACCAUCUUCAAGUUAAAGACGGGGAAUUAGAUUUGGACACCAAGAUUAUUCUUCUCUUUCCAUUUUCGGAAAGAAAGAAAAAAAUCCUUUUUAGCAAAAUCUUUCUGCAUUAACCCAAACCUCUGCCAUCUUAGCCAUAACUAGACUUCAAUUUCCUGUGAAGGAUAGAACAUCAAAAAUUCUGAAACUAAAAUUGUAAAUCAAAUUUAUUUCUGAAGAAAUUUAUUAAAUCAAAUCAAGCUUAGCUCACUCCUGAAGAAAUUAAUUUAAAUAUAUGUAAUCGGCGUAAAAACAAGGGAAAUUAGAAAUGUUAACAAAAGUAGCAAGAAAAAGAUCGGACAACAUUAUACAAUUUCACUACAAAAAUAAAAAGAUGGUAUGGAUGGUAAUGGAAUGUCA
Messenger RNA from Thlaspi arvense, 3154 nucleotides. NCBI's taxonomy places the organism in Eukaryota, Viridiplantae, Streptophyta, Magnoliopsida, Brassicales, Brassicaceae. The record is from the annotation of a GenBank genome assembly.